UAGAAAACCACAGAAGAAGACAGGCGAUACGCCGAUGAAAACAAGACACAUAAAUUAGCCGUAUAUAUUUUUCAUUGCAGAAAGUUGUUUUGAUUAAUGGAAUAGUUUAAAUAUGUUAAUCUAAACUUUAUAUUUAAUUACGUUAGAUAAGCUCGCGUGCUCUCGUAACAUCUCACACUAAAUAUUAGCUAGCCUCUAGCUCUUGGCUAACUAGCUAGAUUAGCUUCUGCUCGGUUUUUGACGUUUUUGUGGAUUCCUUGUCGUUUUGCGGUGGCGCUUUGUUGAAAAAUUAGUAUCUUAAAAAGCUAAAACAUGUCAGAAGAUUAUGAAUUCAGCGAAGACCCGAACAUGAUGAGAAUGGAGGAGGAUGGAGAGGCUAACAGUGAUGAUCCGAUGUCAGCGGCUGGGGACGGUGGCCUGAUGGGGGGUGAGGCCGAGGGCUCCAGGAUUGACGCCAGUAAAAAUGAGGAGGAUGAGGGCAAAAUGUUUGUUGGGGGGCUCAGCUGGGAUACGACUAAGAAGGACCUGAAGGAUUACUUUUCAAAGUUCGGGGAGGUUGUAGACUGCACGUUAAAACUGGACCCCAUGACUGGGCGUUCAAGGGGAUUCGGUUUUGUUCUCUUCAAAGAACCUGAAAGUGUUGAUAAGGUUGCCUCGCAGAAGGAACAUAAACUCAACGGGAAGGUGAUCGACCCCAAAAAAGCCAAGGCCAUGAAGAGCAAGGAGCCUGUGAAGAAGAUCUUUGUUGGCGGUCUGUCUCCAGACACCCCUGAGGAGAAAGUCAGAGAGUAUUUUGGUGCCUUUGGAGAGGUGGAGUCGAUUGAACUCCCCAUGGAAAACAAGACGAACAAGCGGAGAGGGUUCUGCUUCAUCACGUUCACAGAGGAAGAGCCGGUGAAGUUAAUCAUGGAGAAAAAGUACCACAAUAUUGGACUAAGCAAGUGUGAAAUAAAGGUGGCCGUGUCGAAGGAGCAGUACCAGCAGCAGCAGUACUGGGGAGGUAGAGGGGGCUACUCGUCCAGGUCUCGAGGAAGAGGAGGUGGCCCCAAUCAGAACUGGAACCAGGGUUACGGCAACUACUGGAAUCAAGGUUAUGGGAAUUAUGGGAAUUAUGGUUACGGUAAUCAAGGAUACGGAGGAUAUGGUGGCUACGAUUACUCUGGUUACAACAACUACUAUGGAUAUGGUGACUACAACAAUCAAUCUGGUGGAUACGGAAAGUCUCCACGACGUGGUGGUCACACCAACAGCUACAAGCCGUAUUAAAGGGAAAAACUCGUCUUCAAGCAGGUGUGUAGUGACUAAAAUAAACCUCUUACGUUAAACUUAAAGUAGUCAUAUUAACUUUGGUGUUUUUAAUAUUUUUUGCAUAAUUUCCUCAUGUAAAUUUCUUUUUCUCAGCACCCUCAAGUGCUUUACAGUAGUGGUAACAUAGACGCUACGCUGUUGUGGCGAUUAUUUUUAACAGCCGGCCUUCUGCUGCCUCUUUUGCACCUUCUCUUUUUUAACUGUAAAGUUAACAGGUAAAGUACUGCUACUACAGUAAAUGGAUGCCAAAGUUAAGGAUGUGCAAGGAAACAGAAAAGGAAGUAUGUUGUCUCCUAACUCUGACAUACCUUGUUUGUACCUGCCAGCGGAGCUUCCUUGCAGGCCAUGAGCUGACUCCCAGAUACUCUCAGGGCCCGCUCAAUGCGGACCGGGUACGAGAAGCAUACGCUCUCGAAUGCUGCCAUUUGGUAUGGUCUUACAACAUCCUGUAUCAGCAUUUCUAAUCUAAACAAUAUGGGACACGUCCAGCUGUCUCUUCUUUCUUUCCAUUUUAAUUUAUGUGCAACUGUUUUGUAAUGUAAAACUUAAAAUAUACACAUGUAAUUGUCAUUUUUUACAGGCCCUUACUCCCCCACAAGUAAUGAUUAUAAAUAUGAAAAAAUAACUAUUUGCUUUUCAAAGGAUACAAACAGCUUUCUCUGGACUUUCCAGUUCCUAAUGUUAAUAUAUGCAUUCCUAAUCUUUAUCUCAAAUGCUUGUUUCUUUAUUUAGCCAGUAGUCCAUGAGCUUAAACCUGCUUCGUAUUUGGACUCUACUGUGUUGGGGGAUAAAGUGCUUUAUUUGUGUAAUUGUACUCUUCUGUUUUGUUACUGACAGCGAUGGAAAACACUCCUCUUUUUCCUCUUACAACCUUUGCUUAAACAAGAAGAAUCAAAGUGUUGCUACAUUUCCAGAAUUUUGCAUGUUAAUGCUUCUUUUAAUGUGUAUUUUUAAAAGGUUUCUUCCAUUUUUUUGUAGUAAUUUUCGCUUUAACUUCACCUCAGGAUCUCUAGUUUAACUUUCAGACUUUUUAAAGAUGUAAAAUGUUAAAAUAAUUUGUUUUUUCUUAUUGUUUUUAAUUAUCGGACAUUAAAAACACGGGGAUUCCUAUUUUUUUCUUUCUGUGAUUGGACGGUUUGUGGUUCGUCUGCAGCUGAUUUGCUUUGUUUUGUUUCCUGCAGGCGUCAGUGAUGAACGUCUGCUGUGCGCUGGCGGAGAACUGGCCAGAGAGAUGAUCCGACAAAGUUCACAUAGCUAGUUAUAAUAAACUUAACCAAGACUGCUAUGACCUCCAGUUAGUUUCCUCUAUAUUUACUGCAGCAUUUCCAUUUAUUUAGAUUGCUUCACACUUUGACCCUCCUUUUUUGUGUUUAAUGUUCUCUGAUGCUAAUUGUGAGUUGCUUCAUUUAUUCCUUGAUUGAUUUGAACAAACCACUCAUUUCCAGUUCUGUGGCAGCAAAUAAAGAAUUUCCCUCUUUAUCAGUCAUAUGAUACAUGUUAUUACAGCGACUGACAGACAAACAUACAUUAUAUAUACACGCUGUGUUGGACAUUUAAAAAGCAUCAAAUAAAAACAACGACCACUCA
Molecule: messenger RNA, 2895 nt
Organism: Melanotaenia boesemani (Boeseman's rainbowfish)
Lineage: Eukaryota; Metazoa; Chordata; Actinopteri; Atheriniformes; Melanotaeniidae
Gene: hnrnpd
Product: heterogeneous nuclear ribonucleoprotein D
Exons: 7
Coding region: 313-1266 (317 amino acids)
Biological process (GO): regulation of gene expression
Cellular component (GO): nucleoplasm
Molecular function (GO): RNA binding
Source: RefSeq, a predicted model, not a curated record